This is a messenger RNA of Chelonoidis abingdonii (Abingdon island giant tortoise), 2159 nucleotides long. RefSeq names its product meiosis specific with OB-fold (gene MEIOB). Gene Ontology annotation, biological process: resolution of meiotic recombination intermediates. Lineage: Eukaryota; Metazoa; Chordata; Testudines; Testudinidae. Gene Ontology annotation, molecular function: single-stranded DNA 3'-5' DNA exonuclease activity; single-stranded DNA binding. The record is from RefSeq and is a predicted model, not a curated record.
AUGGCCUAUUCCAUUUCAACACAGAACUUUGUUGCGCUUUCAGAUCUGCAUCCAAAUCUGGCUCGCCCUGUAAGUCUCAGCAACGUCGGGAUUAUAUAUAUAUGUGCAUGCUGUAAGGACAUCCGUUUGAAAAGGACCACGCUUUCUGUACAUGGGAUCCCAGAUGGAGGAAUGCAGACAUCCGACAUUGGAUCUGAGAGAUACACCUUCAGUUUUACCAUUCGAGAUUCACCAGCUUACUUUAUAAAUGUAAAUUCUUGGGGCAGAGAGGAGUAUGUUAGAUCGCUUUCAGAAAGUUUUAGAGUAGGUGACUGUGUGACAAUUGAAAAUCCUUUAGUGCAAACAAAGGAACUAGAAAAGGAAGAAAAAUUCAAUCCCACAACUCCUAGCUGCUACAAAUUAUUGCUCAGUGAGACUCAUUCAGUGGUCAAAAUUUGUUGCCACUAUGAAGUGGACACCAAGCUGCUUUCCCUGUUGCACCUACCUGUAAAGGAUCCUCAGGAUUACUAUUCUCUGGGUGACAUUGUUGCAAAUGGGCAAAGCCUUGAUGGAAGAAUCAUUAAUGUGCUUGCAGCAGUGAAGUCGGUUGGGGAGCCAAAGUACUUUACCACUUCAGACAAAAGGAAAGGUCAGAGGUGUGAAGUAAAGCUGUAUGAUGAAACAGAGUUGUCCUUUGCAAUGAUUUGUUGGGAUAAUGAAUCUAUCCAGCUUGCGCAGAGUUGGAUGCCACGAGAAACAGUAAUAUUUGCAUCAGAGCUGAGAAUAAAUUUUGACAAAUUUAGGAACUGCAUGACUGCAACUGUUAUAUCAAAAACCAUUUUUACAACUAAUCCAGACACACCAGAAGCGAGUAUUCUUUUCAACUUCAUAAAAGAGAGUGCAGCAACAAGCGCUUUGGAUGAUAUAACUGAGGAUCAGUUAAAAGAAUCCAUAAAUUUGCAGACUAUAGUUGACAUUUAUACUGUGGAGCAGUUAAAGGUAAAAGCUUUGCAGAAUGAGGGGAAACCUGAACCAGUGUAUGGCAUUAUUUACGCUUAUAUUUCUACACUGAACAUUGAUACUGAUACAUCUAAAAUUAUACGAAACAGGUGUUCAGGGUGCCACUAUGUGGUCAAUGAAAUGUCAAACACAUGCACUUUCUGCAAUGACAACUCUUCAGAUGCUAAGUCUGUCUUUACCAGUUUUGAUUUGCUAGUUGAUCUUACAGAUCACACAGGCACUCUACGUUCAUGUAACCUCUCAGACGUUGUAGCUGAGGAAACAUUAAGCUGCACGGUACAUGAAUUCCUCACUCUGACGGAAGAGCAGAAGACAGCAUUAAAAUGGCACCUUCUUCUUGAACGAAGCAAAAUUUAUUUUAAAUUGGUUUUGUCACCCAGUUUGAGAACCGGAUUGAGAGUGAACUUGCUUUCAUGCAAACUAGCAGAUCCUGUAGAGGCCAGUCAGAGCUUGUCAGGAAAAGGAAGAAAAUAACAUUGUUUGGCUUUUUAACAGCUGGAAGGAUUUAAAAAAGUUGUACUGCAUUGAAAUGACAUUAUUAUAAAAAAGAGGUUUGAUGCAAUACUUGUAUUUUGUUAAAUGUAUUUAGACUGGUAAAAGAGAAACAGGAUUAUUACUGAACUUUACAAAUGGGCCUAUAUCUUCUUGAUCUUUCCGUUUUAUAUUAUUCAUCUUAGAAAAGCUUAUUUAGGGGUCAUUUUAGGAAAAAAUCUGUCUGCCAUCUAGAUGCACUUUCUGUUGAAUUAAGCCCCUUAAGUAGAAAGGGAAACAAUUUUCAUUCAGUUUAUUAUAAAUUCUGAAAAAUGCUCAAAGGGAUAAUAAACAGUUAUUUAAUCUAAACUGCAGACAUGUUUUUAUUACAAUAUACCCCAUAGGAAAGAAAUUCUAAAAGUAUAAUUCUUGAAUUAUUGCGGUAGGUAUGAUCUGUGAUCUUGUAUAGCAUGGGAGAAUAGUUAUCACAAUGCAAUAAAAAGAAAAUUCUCUCUAGCCAAAAAUGAUCUUCUGUGACUGCUGGCUCACUGAAGUUCUGUGUUCUCCAGCCGAAGAGCAUAACCACUCCUUUUUGGGGAAAGUUCCUGUAAUUCGGAAUUACAAAACACAAUAGACCAGUGGUUCUCAACCAGGGGUACAUGUACCCCUAUGGGUACACAGAGGUUUUC